Messenger RNA from Phyllotreta striolata, 4659 nucleotides. Lineage: Eukaryota; Metazoa; Arthropoda; Insecta; Coleoptera; Chrysomelidae. The record is from the annotation of a GenBank genome assembly.
UAUACAAUACCAGUCAUAGAAAAACAAUAUACCAGUCGAAACCUAACCUUCAAGCAAUCGUGAGUUGCAUCAAUCGAGCCUGACAGGCGACACGUCAUGGCUUUCGCAGGCUUGGUGGCGAAGGCCCGCAGCCUGCAAGGCUACAAGCGCAGGCUGGUGGAGGAGAAACGCGCCGCGAUGGACCACCCGAAAACCGGCGGCAGAAAAUUCAAAUUCCGCUGGAUGCGCGCGAAGAUCCAGUCGAGCUGGAGGCGCUUCGGGCGCCGCUUGGGCUACUGCUGGUGCUGCAGGCGGUCGUGCUUCAAGCUGAGGCACGCCGGCAGCCUGGAGAACUACGCGCUGAAGAGCCUGCUGGGGUUCCUCAGCGGCGUCGUGUUGACCUACGUGUUCUUCUUCGUGUUGGUGUUCCAGCUGAAGGUGCGCGUGUCGAUGGCGACGGUGAUGUGCUCGGUGAUGGGCUGCGUGUUGGUCAACGGGCUCGCGUUCAGCUCCACAGUAAGAUGUAUUGUGUUGCUCACGCUGCCGCAUUUCUUCAGCCGAAAGGGUCGAGAACUGCUCGUCGCCUACGCCAUAGCGCUGGUGCUCGCGGGGCCCGGCCAGAACAUCUUGAACAAUCUCGGCGUUCUCAACGAGUCGCUGGCGUGCGGACAAGAGCAGCUAAAGUCCGCCUUGCGGCAGAUAUUCGAGGUGAUCAAGAAGCCGUUCUACGCUAUUAGGGACGCCAUCAAGAAAGUCAUAGCCACCGUCAAAUUGGUCGUCAAGAAGAUCAAGGAGAUUUUGAUCAAAAUAAAGCGAAUCAUAAUGGCGAUAAUAAGAGUGAUCAAAUCGGCGUUCAUGUUCCUGGCGAAGAUCCUCAACGUUUGCAACAAGGAACUGGGCACGCCCUUCGAACGGUGCACCAGGGUGUUCGAGAGCGCCAUCGACGAUUGCAACGCCAAAUUGGGCCCCAUGUUCAACUGGAUGUGUUCCAUCACCUACAUAGUCCGGUCCGUCUGUUACAUCGUCAAAAUCUUCGACGUCGUUUGCGUCAUCGUCGAUUUCAUCAGCAACUCCAUCAUCGGCGUCGUCGUCAGAAAAGUGAAAACGUUCAUCCGGCACAUUCGUACGAUGUUCUACGUGCGCAUCAAGUUCUCGCAUUCGUUCCAUUACGAGAGCAAAGCUUCGAAGAGCGUGACGGAAAUCGCGAGGGAAAUCCAAGGAGAGGUGAAAAGACGAUUGAAAACUGUAACAGCGGUUUUCCAAUUGACUUUCAUAGCCGCCGGGAUGUUUAUCAUUCUAAUGUUCAUCAAAGUAGUGCUAUACAGGUACAGGUUUCUCACGCAAGACGGCUUCGACAACCGCUACGUCACGGAGGAUUUCUUCCAGUUGGACAUGCGCAGAGCGCGACACAACAGAGAAACUCUGCUGCCGCUCAACAAAAGAGAAGAGAAACUGUACGUGAAGCUCAAAUCCGGCAAGCUGACGGACGUGGAGAGCAAGAAAUUGAGGAAGGCUCUGAUGAACGUGUUCACUGUGACGCUGAAAGCGGCCCUCUACAUGGCCAACGAUUACGCGCUGUUUUGGAUCAUGGAAAUGAUCAAGUACUACGGAAGGUUCCAAUCGAAAAUACAGGCACCGAACGUACCGCUUCCUCACAUCAGCGGCAAAGGACUCCUGGCCGAUUUGCUGAGCAGCAUCGUAAAGGCCUUCCAACCGAUGGGGCUCACUCUGGAAAUCGACACGGUACCGUGCCUACCGACGCCCAUACCGCCGGAUUUCGAUAAAUACCUCCAAAUAGCCACGCUGCUGGUCCUCUGCUGGGCGAUGACCGUGCUGGAGCCCUACGGAUUGAGGUUCCGCGUGUACAUACUGACCUAUUACCACCCGACCAGGGGCAAGCAGCGCGCCAUUUGGCUGUACAACAAGAUACUGCGCAAGAGGAGCUCGUUUUUGAAGUUCGCCAGGCGCCAGUUGCGCAGGAGGUUCCUCGGCGACAAGUCCAUCGAUAAGGUCACUUGCAAGGAGUAUUUGGCCGCCAAUUUUAGGAUAUUCGCGUUGUGCUUCGACGAAUCCCACCCGGCGUGCCUGCUGUGCGGGAAAGUAUACAGAGACGAUGAUGAGAAGCCGAUCAAAUGCGCUACGCCGAAUUGCGCGGGGAUUUACUGCGAGGAAUGCUACGCGGACUUGAAGAACCUCUGCACGGUGUGCCUGUCGCCUAUAGAAUACGGAGAUUUCUCCGAUCUGAGCGAAGAAAAGGACUCGUCGGAAGAGGAAGUAGAAGUGCGAGUACGUCGAGAGAAAAAACCUUGGAGUCGAUUUCUAUCGAAAUAUUGCAAGAAAAGUACGACUUCUCGCGAAGAGGUACCUUUGGUGGCCUUAUCGGAAGCUUCUGGCGCGAAUCCUUUUCGAGGACUGAUAGAAAACGAAGAAGAUUCCGGCAAUCAAACUAACCAUUCGACGUCUACGAAUUAUUCGUAUUCUUAUCAGUACGACAAGCGAAGUUCCUCUGCGGGUUUGCCCGGAACGUCGGAGAAAGACGUGGAGAAACAAGCCAUCAUGGAUUACGCUAGUAUGGAUAAUUUUAGAGAUGGAAUAGGAGAAUCCGAUAAGGAAGAGACUACAUUGUUGUAUUACGCUCGCGAGUUUAUUGGACAAAACGAUGACAGUGAAGAAAGACGAGACGAAUUGAUCCAAACCGACGGGAUUUCGAAAGAAAAAACGAGCAAACAAACAUCGACGACUAUAAUGGAGAAGAAACCGGAGAAAAUCGAUAUUGGAACUUCUGCUCGUAGCCAAAAACGCAUCGAUUUCAUCGGCGUGGACGAUUCGAAUGGAGUUCAAAACAGGAAAAAAAUAAAAAGGAAACGCAGGAAGCGCACCGUGUUGUACAAACACGAUACAGAUUCGGAUGAUGCCGGUAUAGAAUACUGGGAGAAAACUUCGAUGAUUGCCGUGUCUAAAAGUACAGCAUCAACUAGCACUAAAAAAGAUUUUGAAAAGUGUUCGUCUAUAAUAUGUAAAUGUAAAAAAUUCGAAGAGGAAAAUACGAGCGAUAGCGUGGCGAUUUCCUCUUCCAGCGAAUUACUCACCGCCGUAGACCCGAAGGAAUGGAGGCCACGUUGUUCGAGCUGCGUACACCAAGAGAAAAGGUCCAGGUUGAGUAUGUUUUUCAAGAAAGUUAUCCCGAAGUACAAGAUUUACCACGAAAAAUGAUCCCCGAUAUUUUUAAGCAUAUAAAAUAACUGUUAAUUUAAGUUGUAGGGUUGUUAGUAAAAAAAACAAUUCGUUCACGACUCAAUUCUUUAAUUACAAAACAAGAAAAACCCUACAUGCUAAUUAAAUGUAUUCAAAACAUUCACACUUAAAAUAACUUCUUCAAUCAAUCGAUCCUUCGUUUUUUCACUAUCGAACCAAGCUGCAACAAAGUAAACAGUUUUUGAAAGUUUUACAUUGUUGUUAUGGAGUAACUAAGGAGAUUUUUUCCAAUUGACAGUUUUACAUUGUUGUUAUGGACAUGUUUACAUGGCAACAAACCAGUGUUUUAAAUAAAAGGAAAAAAACACUUACCAAAUCCGAAAUGGCGGGUAAAUUAUUAGUCUGAUCCCCGGCCCCGGUGUUUGCCUCACCGGUCGAUUUCGAUCCUUUUAUAUUCCUGUGUUGAGGAAAGCUCGGCAUCAAUUUCGGAUCGCAAGCUUAACAAAAACAAAACCAAUUAUUACCCCACCAAACACUAAACUAACAAGCUUACGUUGCGGGGCUUCCUUGAAGUAACUGCUCUGCAAGCAUUCCUCGGCCGUGGCCCUCUUCCUCGGAUCGUACAUGAACAGGAAAUUCAACAGACGCAGACCGGCCGCCGACAGCCAAGGGAACCUCUGCUUCAAAUUGUUGUAGGGCUGCUGUUUCAACGAGAAAUUCUGCAAGGCCGGCAACUGGCUGAAACCCGGCCAUAUGGCGUCCGACGGGGUACCCAAUAAAUCGACUAUAAGCUCGAGCUGUUGUAUCUCGGAGCGCCCCGGCAACAGCGGUUUGUGCCCCAACAAUUCCCCUAAUAUACAACCGGCUGCCCACAUAUCCACGCUCGUUGUUUGGGUGGGCGCUUGUAAGAGCAGCUCCGGUGCUCUGUACCAGAGGGUCACCACGUGAGGUGUCAUCGGUUUUAACGGAACUCCGAAAUACCUCGCCAGACCAAAAUCAGCUAAAAAUUUAACAAUACUUAAUUCGAUCGAUUGAACUUUGCGAAAUUUAAACCGUACCGAUUUUAACGCAACCCUUAUCAGUCAUGAGCAAGUUAGAUACUUUCAGGUCUCUGUGUACGACGAAAUUGUGGUGUAAAUACCGCAGGCCUCGCAAUACUUGCAGCAUGAUACAUUUCACCUGGGACUCGGUGAAAGGGGCUUGCAUGUUGUCCAAUAACGAGGCCAGGUCUUGCUCGCAGUACUCCAUUACGAGGAAAAUACUACAAACGAUUGUUGUUAAUAAAAGGGACGAUUUGUUGAGAUGAUUACCUUUCCAAGCUUCUACCUACGACGACUUCCUUCAGAUGCACGAUGUUCUCGUGCUUGCAAUUCAAUAGAACUUGAAUUUCUCUGAGGCUGCUUACGGGGAUGCCGUCCCGUUCGAGAUCCAUGCGUACCUUCUUUAAGGCCACGAUUUUAUCGGAUAUUUGGUCUUUGGCGCGAU